Molecule: messenger RNA, 2184 nt
Organism: Lachancea mirantina
Lineage: Eukaryota; Fungi; Ascomycota; Saccharomycetes; Saccharomycetales; Saccharomycetaceae
Source: the annotation of a GenBank genome assembly
AUGAAAGAAGCCACUAGUGGCACCCUUUACUGGGUGCAGACGCUUCUGAAGAUUGCAAUCUUCCUGAGCAUCACCGGCGCGGCCGUUUCGUCGCGUUUGUUCUCGGUAAUUCGGUUUGAAUCCAUCAUCCACGAGUUCGACCCGUGGUUCAAUUUCCGGGCCACGAAAUACCUAGUGGAACACGGUUUCUACAAGUUUUUGAAUUGGUUCGAUGACCGUACGUGGUAUCCGCUUGGUAGGGUCACCGGUGGCACGUUGUACCCGGGUCUUAUGACAUCUUCUGCUGCGAUUUGGCAUUUACUGAAGAAGGUCGGUUUGCCCGUUGACAUUCGUAACAUCUGUGUGUUGUUUGCUCCUGCGUUUUCUGGUGUGACUGCGUACGCCACUUACAAGCUUACCUCUGAGAUCAAGGACUCGGGAGCCGGACUUUUGGCCGCCGGGUUUAUCGCGAUCGCACCAGGCUACAUUUCGAGAUCCGUUGCAGGCUCUUACGACAAUGAAGCGAUUGCCAUCACGCUUUUGAUGGUGACAUUCAUGUUUUGGAUCAAAGCUAUGAAAACCGGCUCCAUUAUGCAUUCCACUUUCGCAGCGCUCUUUUAUUUUUACAUGGUGUCUGCUUGGGGUGGCUACGUGUUCAUCACAAACUUGAUCCCACUCCAUGUGUUCGUUUUGCUCUUGAUGGGCCGUUACUCUAACAAGCUGUACGCUUCGUACACGACCUGGUACGCGAUUGGCACACUAGCGUCGAUGCAAAUCCCGUUUGUCGGCUUUUUGCCUAUCAGAUCUAACGACCACAUGGCCGCACUGGGUGUUUUUGGACUCAUUCAGAUUGUGGCAUUCGGCAGUUUUAUCAAAUCCCAAGUGUCAUGGGAAAAAUUCCAAACGGUUAUGUUUGUAUCUUUGGCUUUUUUGCUUGUCUUGGGAGUCUCGGGUCUGUUUUUACUCACGUAUUUCGGGUACAUCGCACCUUGGACCGGCCGAUUUUAUUCGUUAUGGGACACCAACUAUGCCAAAAUCCAUAUUCCUAUCAUUGCUUCGGUGUCCGAACAUCAGCCAACCGCAUGGCCCGCUUUUUUCUUUGACACUCAGUUUUUGAUCUGGCUUUUCCCAGCGGGUGUGUUUUUACUGUUUUUGGAGUUGAAAGACGAACACGUCUUUGUCAUUGCAUACUCGGUGCUUUGUUCCUAUUUCGCCGGUGUUAUGGUUAGAUUGAUGCUAACGCUGACGCCUAUCAUUUGCGUGUGUGCCGCAGUGGCCGUCUCGAAAUUGUUUGAUGCGUACUUGGAUUUCUCGUUCGUGUUUCAAAAGUCCAAGAACGGUGCACGUAAAUUUGACAAAGAUGCCAUUUUCACGACAAUAACGCGUACUCUCGUGAGCGGUACUUUUGUCGCGUAUUUGUUCUUGUUCGUGUACCAUUGCACCUGGGUUACUUCGAACGCAUACUCGAGUCCCUCCGUGGUGCUACCUUCGCGGAAUCCGGACGGUUCCCCGGCAUUGAUCGACGAUUUCCGGGAAGCGUACUACUGGCUGCGUAUGAACACCGCGGAAGAUGCUAAAGUCGCAUCGUGGUGGGAUUACGGAUACCAAAUUGGAGGUAUGGCGGACAGAACCACGCUUGUUGAUAACAAUACUUGGAACAACACGCACAUUGCCAUCGUGGGCAAAGCCAUGUCGUCACCCGAGGACAAAGCUUACGAGAUUUUGCAGGCGCAUGAUGUGGACUACGUGCUUGUCAUUUUCGGAGGCCUCAUUGGGUUUUCUGGUGACGAUAUUAACAAGUUUUUGUGGAUGGUACGAAUCUCAGAAGGUAUUUGGCCGGAUGAGAUCAAAGAGCGUAACUAUUUCACACCCAGCGGAGAAUAUCGUGUGGACGCGGCCGCGUCUCAGACCAUGAAAAACGCGCUUAUGUACAAACUAUCGUACCACGAGUUCCCAACCUUGUUUGGUCAGCAGGAGGGCAUCGACCGGGUUCGGGGCCAGACGAUCCGUGCCGAAGACGUGGGUGACUUGGACUAUUUCGAAGAGGUGUUCACGUCCGAAAACUGGAUAGUGCGGUUGUACAAGUUGAAGGACCGCGAUACGCUGGGGCGUGAUCUCAAGUCUGCAUCGCAAUUUGAUCGCGCCGCGGCGCGUGGAACGAAAAGACGCGUUAGCAAGCGGCCACAGCUAGAGUUGAGAGUGUGA